AUGGCUGAACACAACAUUGUCGUGCUGGCUGGCGACCACUGCGGUCCCGAGGUUAUCGCUGAGGGUAUCCGGAUCCUGAAGACUAUCGAGGAGAACAAGCCCAGCUGCUCCAUCGAUUCCACCGGCAGCCCCCUCACAGACGAGACCCUCGCCGCCGCCGACGCCGUCCUCCUCGGCUCCAUCGGCGGCCCGGAAUGGGGCACCGGCGCCGUCCGCCCCGACGCCGAGGUGGAGCGCGUUGCCCGUCUGGCUGGUUUCCUGGCCCGCGGCCGUGGCGACAAGAAGGUGUGGUCUCUGGACAAGGCUAACGUGCUGGCCACGAGCCGACUCUGGCGCAAGGUCAUGACCGAGACGUUUGAGAAGGAGUUCCCCGACCUCAAGGUCGAGCACCAGCUCAUUGACAGCGCGGCCAUGAUCAUGGUCAAGAACCCUACCGGUCUCAACGGUGUUGUUGUGACGAGCAACCUGUUUGGUGACAUUAUCAGAGACGAGGCCAGCGUCAUUCCCGAUAGCAUUGGUCUUCUGCCCAGUGCCAGCUUGAGCGGUAUUCCUGAUGGCAAGGGCAAGUGCAACGGUAUCUACGAGCCCAUCCACGGUUCUGCCCCUGAUAUCUCGGGCAAGGGCAUUGUCAACCCCAUCGGUACGCUCCUAUCCGUGGCUAUGCUUCUCCGAUACUCUCUCAACCUCCCCGAAGAGGCCAAGGCUGUCGAGGAGGCUGUGCGUGCUGCCCUGGAUGGUGGCCUCCGAACCAAGGACCUAGGUGGUAACGCCAACACCAAGGAGGUCGGUGAGGCUGUCGUCAAGGAGCUCACACGGAUCCUCAAGGCAUAG
This is a messenger RNA of Fusarium keratoplasticum, 831 nucleotides long. Its product is annotated as 3-isopropylmalate dehydrogenase. NCBI's taxonomy places the organism in Eukaryota, Fungi, Ascomycota, Sordariomycetes, Hypocreales, Nectriaceae. Gene Ontology annotation, molecular function: 3-isopropylmalate dehydrogenase activity. The transcript is spliced from 6 exons. Gene Ontology annotation, biological process: L-leucine biosynthetic process. The coding region runs from base 1 to 831 and encodes 276 amino acids. Gene Ontology annotation, cellular component: cytosol. The record is from RefSeq and is a predicted model, not a curated record.